Molecule: messenger RNA, 339 nt
Organism: Neurospora tetraspora
Lineage: Eukaryota; Fungi; Ascomycota; Sordariomycetes; Sordariales; Sordariaceae
Exons: 4
Coding region: 1-339 (112 amino acids)
Source: RefSeq, a predicted model, not a curated record
AUGGCGCCUCCUUCGAGGCAGCAUUGUCAAGGCCUCCCGCGUACUGGCUGUCACGAUACUCUCAUCGCCAAACGCAGGCCACCGUCGCCUUGCACCAUCCUUUCCCAUCAUGUCUCAGCAGAGCAACAGCCAGGAGAACAGCACAUCUCCGUGGUCCUCGCCGCGCCAUCAUUCCUGUGGAUGGGCACCAGCACCAGCACCAGCACGAGCAGCCUCACGAAUGCCGGUCCUAGCAGCGAUGGGCAGUUUUGGAACAGCACACAACGACUGGCAAAAAAGUACCGCACCGAGGGUGCCGCUUAUUUCUGCCCCCUCACCGACUACGGUGGUACACGGUAG